ACUUUGGGCUGUACUGUUUUAGAAUUGGGAAUCAGGUUGGCCGAAUGCGUUUUGAAGACGUUGCACAUUGCAGCAUAACGUAGGCUGUGUUCGUAGAAACGCGCUAUUCCCCUUCACAUUCGCAGAAAACACUGCAAGAUUUGAGCUUCUUCCGUAUACUGAUUUGAUUUCUGUGGGGGAGCAACUAGGGUUAGGGUUUCGGUGUUUUUCUGAAGACUAACAUCGAAAAUGUUCAACGGUGAUCCUUCACCUCCACUCUCAACAGAGAUGAUCCAAAAGUACUUGGAGGAGAAUAAGGAGCUGAUAAUGGCAACAAUGGAUGGUCAAAAUCAGGGGAAGUUUGCUGAAGCUUCCCAAUGUCUAGCGAAGCUUCAGCACAACUUGACAUAUCUAGCCAAACUUGCAGAUGCUGCACCUCAGCCUCAACCUCUGCCACAGUCGCAGUCACAAUUACAGCCGCAACCCCAGAUGCACCCUCAGGAGCAAGGGCAAGGGCAAGGCAUGCAGCAUCCUCAUGUAGCAACGUCUCAGCAGCAAGAUCUUUCUACAUUAAACUUGCGUUUUGAUAUGAAUGACAAUCAUCUUCAGCAGCAGCAACAUCAUAUGGCAAUGUCUCAACAACAACAGCAGAACGACCUUUCAACAUCAAAGUUGGCUUUUCAGAUGAGCGAGCAGCAGCAACACAAGAUCCCAGCAUUCUUCCAGCAACAGCAACAGCAACAACUCAUGUUUGGAGGAAGCAGCAACAGUGGGUAUUAUCAGGCCCAAACCAGACUGAAUAACCUCUCAGAUAUGCCGGAAACCAACCAUAUUGCCUCAUCAGAUCUUAGUCCUGUUUGGUCACUAGCCAAGUCACCAUCUGGAAAUACUAGAUCAUAAAAAUGUAUCAUAUUUUACUCUUGAACACCAACCUAGAAUAGUUUUUUGUUCUUUCCUUUUUUUGGUGGGGUACAUCUAACUGAGUAGAUGUGAAAAACAUGGAAGCAGUGUGGAAUACAAUAUGCUUUUUUGUAAGUGUUUUUCUUUAGUGAGUAUUGCAUAUUAAACACGAAUAUCCCCAGUCCAAAAACAGAAGAGACACUAAUAUCCAUAAUUUUAUUUUAAAUUUCAAUAUACUCA
Molecule: messenger RNA, 1119 nt
Organism: Arachis ipaensis
Lineage: Eukaryota; Viridiplantae; Streptophyta; Magnoliopsida; Fabales; Fabaceae
Source: RefSeq, a predicted model, not a curated record